ACCCUCGUAGGACCGAGGAAGAAACUGGACCCGACCUGAUCCAAGCCUUUCCGCAGAGCCCCCAGAGGGAAGGCCGGAAGGAGGACCGGGAGGCCCCCGUCCAGACAGGUCUGAACCAAGGGCGCGGGGAGAUCAGAAUCUUCCCAACGGGGCGGACUGGUGAUCAUGGAGAGAGACUUGGCCGCGAUGCCCGAGAAGAGAGCUCUGUCUUCCCAGGAGUCUUCCGUUUCCCAAGGGAAGAGCACAGAAAAGGGAGAAGUGGCAGCUCUGCACCUCACAGCCAGAUCCCAGGCAUCUGUGACAUUCAAGGAUGUGGCCAUGGACUUCACCCCAGAGGAGUGGGGAAAGCUGGAUCCUGCACAAAGGGACGUGAUGCUAGAGAACUAUAGGAACCUGGUCUCACUGUGGCUUCCAGUUUCCAAGCCUGAGAACUACAACUUGGAGAGUGGAAAGGAGCCACUGAUGCUUGAGAAAAAAGUACCCAAACACAGCUUUUCAGAGUUGGAAAGUAGACCUGGCGGCACAGAUUCAACUUCAGUGCAAGAUUUUUCCAAAGAAGGAUCAUGCCAGAUUGCAAUAAUAGACCAACUGACAGAGAAUAGUGUCUAUGACACCAACAUGGAAACGACUCUUGAAUGUGAAAAUUUAGAGAAUCAGCAAGGAAAUAAGGGGAGACACUUGAGAGAAAUGUUCACCUACAUGAAUGCACUCCCUGAAGAAAGAGUUCAUGAGCAUGAUAUAUAUUGGAAAAACUUUAGUCAGAAGUCUGUCCUUCUCACUCAAGAUGGAGUUCCAAAAGGAACCUAUGCCUUUCAUGCUCUUGAAAAAAGACUGAAAGAGAAAUCAAACUUAAGGAAGAAGCAGAGAAUCUAUAAAGAGAAAAAACCUCAUAAAUGUAACGAUUGUGGUGAACUCUUCACUUACCAUUCAGUGCUUAUUCGACACCAGAGAGUCCAUACUGGAGAGAAACCCUAUAGUUGCAGUGAAUGUGGGAAAUCUUUUAGCCACAGAGCUAAUUUAACUAAACAUCAGAGAACUCAUACUAGAAUUCUCUUUGAGUGCAGUGAAUGCAAGAAAGCCUUCACAGAAAGCUCCUCCCUUGCAAUACAUCAGAGAAUUCACAUUGGAGAGAGACCUUAUGAAUGCAGUGAAUGUGGGAAAGGAUUUAAUCGAAGUACACAUCUUGUGCAGCAUCAGCUGAUUCAUACUGGAGUAAAGCCUUACGAAUGUAAUGAAUGCGAUAAGGCUUUCAUUCAUUCAUCAGCACUCAUCAAACAUCAAAGAACUCAUACUGGAGAGAAACCCUAUAAAUGUCAGGAAUGUGGGAAAGCUUUUAGCCAUUGCUCAUCCCUUACUAAACAUCAGAGAGUUCAUACUGGAGAAAAGCCAUAUGAAUGUAGUGAAUGUGGAAAAACGUUUAGUCAGAGCACCCAUCUUGUUCAGCAUCAAAGAAUUCAUACUGGAGAGAAACCCUAUGAGUGUAAUGAAUGUGGGAAAACCUUCAGCCGGAGUUCAAACUUUGCUAAACAUCAGAGAAUUCAUAUUGGAAAGAAACCAUACAAAUGUAAUGAAUGUGGAAAAGCCUUUAUUCACUCAUCAGCUCUUAUUCAACACCAGAGAACUCAUACUGGAGAGAAACCCUAUAGAUGUAAUGAAUGUGGGAAAAGCUUUAAGUGCAGUUCAUCCCUCAUCAGACAUCAAAGAAUUCAUACAGAAGAGCAACCUUGA
This is a messenger RNA of Pteronotus mesoamericanus, 1728 nucleotides long. It is a transcript of the gene ZNF286A, whose product is annotated as zinc finger protein 286A. Lineage: Eukaryota; Metazoa; Chordata; Mammalia; Chiroptera; Mormoopidae. Bases 166 to 1728 code for a protein of 520 amino acids. Gene Ontology annotation, molecular function: DNA-binding transcription repressor activity, RNA polymerase II-specific. Gene Ontology annotation, biological process: negative regulation of transcription by RNA polymerase II. The record is from RefSeq and is a predicted model, not a curated record. The transcript is spliced from 5 exons.